Mycena citricolor is the source of this 325-nucleotide messenger RNA. NCBI's taxonomy places the organism in Eukaryota, Fungi, Basidiomycota, Agaricomycetes, Agaricales, Mycenaceae. The record is from the annotation of a GenBank genome assembly.
UUCACAUUCAGCAUCAGUUUGGUCCACUCACUUGAACGUUUUGAGCAUCCUGGGCUGGUCCAACUUCGCAUCCCGCAAAAUCUUGCCUGGCUCGCGAACCGCGACGAAAUCAAAUUCUUUCGGCAAUGCGGUGCAUCGGAAAGAACUAGGCGCCAAGGGGCAUUACUGCUCCGACGAUCUUCCAGAAACCCGUCGAACCUUUUCCCAACAGCGAUUGCAGGCGGUGGAGACUCCCAGUGGGCUUCGAUUUCUCCCCUACUGAUUCGUCGAUCGUUGAAGAGUUUUGAUGAUGUCGAGAGUCUUGAAUUCAAUUCUUGUUUUCGGG